Molecule: messenger RNA, 516 nt
Organism: Strongylus vulgaris
Lineage: Eukaryota; Metazoa; Nematoda; Chromadorea; Rhabditida; Strongylidae
Source: the annotation of a GenBank genome assembly
AUGUUCUUAAUCAUUCAUACUGAUGGUCCAAAACCAAUUACCGUUCAGUUUCGUCUUGUUGUGAAGACGGCUUUGAAGUUACUGCUGGUGUUCAUCGAGUACAACGAUAAUAACGCGCUUUUGGUGCUCGCCGCUAUUUCAGCCGUGGAUCGCAUAAAAGGCCAACAAGACUGGAGUGCACUCAUGAAGGUGAUAUCAGAGAAAGACUCACCCGAUCCAGAAACCCUUGUCUAUGGGAUGACUGUAAUAAACAAGACACUUAGGGGAAUCCCAGACAGUGACACAUAUUAUGACGCCGUCGAUACUUUGGACAUGCUGGGAAUGGAAAAUGCCAUGAAAGGCAUGGUCAAAUUGGGAAAUCCAGAGCUGGUGGAGCAAUGCCGUCUUUACGAACGCGAACUAAAUAAGGAAGAUGAGCGCGCCGAAAACAGCGACGACGACGCAAACGCUCGGAUGCGGUGGGUUUCCGCAAAUCCUUUUCGUUUCAUGACUCAGCUGAUAACCACCCGUUUAUGA